AUUUUCUUUUUCCAGUUUGCAUGUGGUACACAAACAGGCAACAUGUCCAAAGCGAAAGUGCUUUUAGUUAGGGAGCAGCUGAGGAGCAACUGUUCGGCUUCUUUUCCUACCAAGCAAUAGUCCAGCGCAGGUACGAGCCGUCUUCCUGCACACAGAGCACGAGCAGAGGAAGUCAAAGACGGUCACCCAAGCCAACAUGAAGGUGGAGAUACUUCCAGCGCUCACUGACAACUACAUGUACCUCCUCAUUGAUGAGGAAACGAAGGAGGCUGCAAUAGUGGACCCUGUGCAGCCCCAGAAGGUUUUGGAUGCAGUCAAAAAGCAUGGCGUGAAGCUGACCAGUGUCCUGACCACACACCAUCACUGGGACCAUGCUGGAGGAAAUGAGAAGCUUGUAAAGCUGGAGACAGGGUUGCGUGUGUAUGGGGGAGACAGCAGAGUUGGAGCAUUGACACAGAAAGUGUCUCACCUGACAUCACUCAAGGUGGGAUCUCUUAAUGUGAAAUGCCUCUGUACGCCGUGUCACACUUCUGGACACAUCUGUUAUUAUGUGACUAAGCCAAAUAGCUCCGAGCCACCUGCAGUUUUUACAGGUGACACGCUGUUCGUGGCUGGCUGUGGGAAAUUCUUCGAGGGAACCCCUGAGGAAAUGUACAGAGCACUGAUUGAGAUCUUGGGCAGCUUAGAUCCUGAAACGAGAGUUUACUGUGGUCAUGAAUACACUAUCAACAACCUCAAAUUUGCUCGACACGUUGAACCCAACAAUGUCAGCAUCCAGGAAAAGCUUGCUUGGGCCAAAGCCAAAUAUGACAGUGGAGAGCCAACCAUACCCUCCACCAUUGCAGAAGAGUUUACGUACAACCCCUUCAUGCGAGUGAGGGAGAAGACAGUUCAGGAGCACGCUGGGGAGACCGACCCCAUCCGCACCAUGGGAGCCAUCAGGAAAGAGAAGGACAACUUCCGUGUCCCGAAGGACUGAGCACUCUGCCUGUGUCACUUUAUUGUCAUCUAAUAGUAACUUAGAUGUUCAGAUGUUUUAGAAAUCUGUCGUGGUUCAGACAGUCCUAUUUAGGUUUCUAGUUUGUUUUAAUUAAGGAAAAAAAAAAAGCACUUUGCCCUUGUUGAGAUAUUCUACAGCAUAUUUAUAUUAUGAUGAAGAAUAUUUAUCCCUCUGUUGCUGGCUCUCAAGCUGUCACAUGUGUCACAUGCAGCUCAUUUUACAAGUGUUGGUACAUGGCUCAGGGCUGGAGUGGGGAUGGGAGACCUUGAGACCCAGGAACAAAUCCCUGCUAUUGUGGGCACCUGAUGGGAAUGCAGACUGUGGCACUGGGGCUGUUUGAAGCGACGUUCACCAGUCUCCAUUUAAAACAGGAAUAAAAUGCAGUAACUGCCAACUGAAAUUUAAACUUUCCUUCCAUGCUGCCGCUUAUUCAAAGUGCCGCUUCUGGCUGCAUUAAACCACUUCCCAGUGGCGUAAAGCUGCAGUAACUUUUCCAUGCAGAGAUUGCACUGUUGCUUCUGCCCUUUCUCUGUUAGCUGAAGCCUGCUUGCAUGCUCCUGAGUGUGAGCUGCACUUUACCUGUAGCUGUACACAGAAAGGAAGGAGGGAUUUGUCUGCUGGGAGGUUCCAGUGGGAGCAGCUGCAGUGUGCUGCUGUGGUUAAUGCUUAACCUGCAGUGCUGUACUGAGCUCAUUACCACCUGCAUUCCAUGUUGUGACCCGGGUCUGCUGUUCUAAAGUGGCAGUGUGUGAGCAGGGUUUGGUGGAGCACCACUUCUUUAUUUGUUAAAAAAAUAAUAAUAAUUUUUUAAAUGUAUUUCAGGAAAAAAAAAAGGUACCUAAAAUGUUACUGACUUCUUAAAUGCUGUGCUGCUACAACUAAGCAUGACUGUACUGGCGGCUGAGGAAAUAAACACAGCUGUAAACAGUG
Meleagris gallopavo (turkey) is the source of this 1930-nucleotide messenger RNA. Lineage: Eukaryota; Metazoa; Chordata; Aves; Galliformes; Phasianidae. The record is from RefSeq and is a predicted model, not a curated record.